UUGAGACUCAAUUGCCAUCCCCGGUGCAGGUGCAAGGUCGCAGGAUCAAUCCUCGACUUCGUCAGGUUGUAUUCAAUUCCACUUCAACGCCUGUACGGAUGUACCAUUUCCCUCUUUGCUUUGCUUGUUAAAACGUCAAAAAUUCAGGGUAACUAUCCGCUGCAACAAGAAGCAAUGAAAAGUGAUCAAACUCAUAACAAACAUCCUUGAAAAUUUCGAAUUCUACUACAUCAUCAUCAUUCACAAAUCACAAUACCUCUAUUAUGAAAAAUGUCCCCAGAAUCACCCCCAUCUCUUUCUAUCCUCCCAAAAAGUCUCUGCUUUCACAAAUCCCUAAUCCUGAUAAUCACCUUUUUUGCCUAUGCCUCCCUCCAUGCUUCUCGCAAACCCCCCAGCAUUGUCAAAUCAGUUCUUGGGCCUGAAAUCUCCAAAAAUGACACCAACCCACUUCAAGAUUUGAACUUUUCUCAAAUGGGUUGGCCUCCUUUUAAUGGAUCUCUCGGAACUCAUCUUUUAGGUGAGCUUGAUCUUGCGUUCUUAUCUUCUUAUGCUAUUGGGAUGUUCUUUUCUGGCCAUUUUGCCGAUAUUACUGAUCUUAGACUCUUUCUCUCAUAUGGGAUGUUGUUAAGUGCUCUUUUUACUGUAGCUUUCGGAUGUGGCUAUUGGUUUAGCAUUCAUAAUUUCUUGUAUUUUGUGCUUGUUCAGAUUUUUUGUGGUGUUUUUCAGUCUACUGGGUGGCCUUCUGUUGUUGCUGUUGUGGGUAAUUGGUUUGGAAAAUCAAAAAGAGGUUUGAUUAUGGGGACUUGGAACUCUCAUACUUCUGUUGGUAAUAUUGUGGGCUCAAUUGUUGCUUCUUCUAUGCUGAAAUUUGGGUGGGGUUGGUCAUUCUUUUGGCCUGGAUUGUUAGUGUUCUUGAUUGGGAUUAUUGUCUAUAUGUUUCUAGUUGUGAGCCCUGAGCUUAUUGAUCUAUCAAUUUCGAGUGAGAUUGAGUUGAAUCCAGUUGAGGUUUCUGAUAAUGGGGAUGCUGAGCAUUUGGGUCUUCUGCAAUCUAAGGAUAGAAAGCCUUUGGAAGAAGUUAAGAGCUUUGAAAUGCAGGAUAUCAAUUCGACGGAUGCGAUCGGGUUUAUUGAAGCUUGGAAACUGCCUGGUGUUGCUUCUUUUGCUAUCUGUUUGUUUUUCUCCAAGCUUGUAGCUUACACAUUUUUGUAUUGGUUGCCAUUCUAUAUAAGACAUACAGCUGUUGCUGGUGUGCACUUGUCCCAUGAAAGUGCUGGAAUGCUGUCAACCAUAUUUGAUUUUGGUGGUGUUCUUGGAGGAGUAUUGGCUGGUUUGGCUUCUGAUAAACUUGAGGCUCGGGCAAUUACUUCAGUUUCAUUUCUCUUGUUAUCCGUUCCAGCCCUUGUUCUCUAUCGUGUUUACGGGAGCAGUUCGAUGUUCUCCAAUAAUAUUUUGAUGUUUGUUUCGGGUACACUUGUAAAUGGACCGUAUGCUUUGAUAACAACUGCUGUGGCUGCUGAUCUUGGGACACAAUCUGCCAUUAAUGGGAACUCUCGCGCAUUGGCUACAGUUACAGCAAUAAUAGAUGGAACUGGUUCGAUUGGGGCAGCUAUUGGUCCAGUUCUAGUUGGUUAUAUUUCGACCAGCGGUUGGAAUUAUGUGUUUGCAGUGCUUAUUGCUUCAAUUUUCAUAGCCACAGUGUCGUUAAUUCCUGCUGUGAAGUCGGAGAUACAAGAGAGGAAAUAUAGAAUACAAAUGAAUGGAGCUGUUCACUGAUCCAAUGUAUUGCUUCCUGUUGUGAUCAGUGAGGUGCAUCUCACAGCAUGUCCGACCACAAUCAUGGUGUUUUUUGGUUGCUCUCCAUGCUUGCAUCACCCGGGCAACACUAUUUUAUCACAGUUGUGAAUUCAUUGUGCAAUGUGCAUAGAGGAUGUCUCUCUUUCAAAACAGAUUUUAUGUGAAUACAGUAUGAGUAGAUGUGAAGUUGGAUUACACACAUUCUUAGAGAACAAAUCUUUUAGACGGAUGUAGUUUCUUAUAUAAUGAUAAAGAUAGCUCAUGUAAUUUACUGCACUGGAAUAAGUGAUGUUUUCCUUAGAUGGUAAA
This is a messenger RNA of Amaranthus tricolor (Joseph's coat), 2103 nucleotides long. RefSeq names its product putative glycerol-3-phosphate transporter 5. Gene Ontology annotation, cellular component: membrane. The coding region runs from base 271 to 1773 and encodes 500 amino acids. Lineage: Eukaryota; Viridiplantae; Streptophyta; Magnoliopsida; Caryophyllales; Amaranthaceae. The record is from RefSeq and is a predicted model, not a curated record. Gene Ontology annotation, biological process: phosphate ion homeostasis; transmembrane transport. Gene Ontology annotation, molecular function: transmembrane transporter activity. The transcript has 2 exons.